UUUUGUUGUGAGAAAUAAUGAAUUGAAUGUAUUGUCGAUGAGUUGAGUGAAAACUAAUUGAAAGCAUAAUAUUUAUGACACGAAAUGAGUGUUUAUUUUUGAGUGAAUCAAUUGUUUAUCGAGAAAAACGAGUUUUGAGCACAAAUUUAGUGCACAUUUAAAGCCAUUGUAAACAAUGUUUACAACAUUUAACAUGUAUUUCAACACAAAUGCAUUGAUUUGAGUGACAGAUAGUGUACUCUUACUCUCAACAUAAUUAUAGUGUAUAUUCAUUACUAUUAACCCAUUAAAGCACUCAACCAUUGGUUUUACAUAAUAAACACAACUCUAUUAUAAACACUGUUUUCAAUGGAUUCAACGCUUUCUAGCGAAGAGUUUCAACGAUUGCAGACACAAUUAUUGGAGUUAAAGACAGACAACUACUCGUUGGCCGAAGAGAAACGAAGGGAUCAAUCGGUGAUCGACGGACUCAGACAACGGGUCGAGACGUUGGAGAAGCAGUUGUCCAGAGCUCAGACGGUCAACAAAAUCAAUCCGUUAUCGUUGGCCCGAAAUAUCGCCAAUAAAGUGGACCAUAAGCUCCGGUCGGGCGCCGACACCAGUAGUGACCACUUGAUCGCCGAGAAUGAGCUAUUGAUUCGACGAAUUGAGUCACAGGAGCAGGAGUUUCGUGUGACCAACAAUACUCUUAAAGAGGAGAUCCAUUCUUUGGUUGCCACUAACCAAUCACUGGAGGAUCAGUUAAGAGGCAUUCGCGCGAAUCCGCCCAUUGAAUGCGAUUUAGGACGAAGUGGUGGUAACAGCGACGACAAGAAUUGCGGACAAUUAGGAGAGAGUGGCGGAGACCCGAUGGCCGCCAAUCACUUGUCGUUCGCCAUUUUGGCCGAAAAGGAGAAGUUAGAGCUGAAGGUAUACGACCUCCAGGAAGAGGUGAAGAAUAUGCAAAAGGAGAACCAAUCGAUGGUA
Molecule: messenger RNA, 966 nt
Organism: Medioppia subpectinata
Lineage: Eukaryota; Metazoa; Arthropoda; Arachnida; Sarcoptiformes; Oppiidae
Source: the annotation of a GenBank genome assembly